Molecule: messenger RNA, 831 nt
Organism: Nematostella vectensis (starlet sea anemone)
Lineage: Eukaryota; Metazoa; Cnidaria; Anthozoa; Actiniaria; Edwardsiidae
Product: histone H1-delta-like
Exons: 1
Coding region: 121-669 (182 amino acids)
Biological process (GO): nucleosome assembly; chromosome condensation; negative regulation of DNA recombination
Cellular component (GO): nucleus; nucleosome
Molecular function (GO): double-stranded DNA binding; structural constituent of chromatin; nucleosomal DNA binding
Source: RefSeq, a predicted model, not a curated record
GCCGUUGUUUAUACUGGCUCCUCAGAGGUCCGCCUCCACUCAAUAUAUUUCGCCGCUUGGCGCGCAAACAUCAAUACUCGCAAGCAAUCGCAUCGAGAACAGCAAAACGCUUCAAUCGAAAUGUCAGACGCAGAAAAACCCGCUAAGGCUAAGAAGCCAGCAAAGCCUGCAGAGCAUCCAAAGUACUCUGAUAUGGUCGUAGCAGCCAUCGGCGCCCUGAAGGAACGCAACGGAUCGUCCCGCCAGGCCAUCGAGAAAUACAUCAAGGGCAACUACAAGGUCGGAGACAACGUUGGUGUCCAUCUGAAGCUGGCGCUCAAGCGCAUGAGCGACAAGGGAAAACUAGCGCACACCAAGGGUGUAGGAGCUUCUGGUUCCUUCAAACUGAACAAGGCUGCUGUUGAGAAACCAAAGAAAGCGAAAAAGCCAGCAGCAAAGAAACCCAAGGCUGCCAAGAAACCCGCCGCUAAGAAGUCCCCGAAGAAGGCUGCAGCAAAGAAGCCAUCAAAGUCUCCCAAGAAAGCAGCGAAAAAGCCUGCUGCUAAGAAACCGGCCGCCAAGAAAGCAGCAAAGAAAUCCGCUGCAAAGAAGGCUGCGGCAAAGCCUGCAAAGAAACCGGCAGCUAAAAAGGCAGCUAAGAAACCAGCCGCAAAGAAGGCCGCCAAAUAGCCAGCCAAGAAGUAGAGUGGUCUAUAGUCGCUUUACUACACACACACACCAAACGGCUCUUUUAGGAGCCAUCCACGUUUAUAAAAGCAAUGCCACAUACAUUCUAAUGUGCAUCCAUUCCCCAAUAUAAAAGAGAAAUAAAUUUUACCGGGUUUGUCCCAA